Cydia fagiglandana is the source of this 2045-nucleotide messenger RNA. Its product is annotated as cytochrome P450 4C1-like. The coding region runs from base 71 to 1261 and encodes 396 amino acids. The transcript is spliced from 9 exons. NCBI's taxonomy places the organism in Eukaryota, Metazoa, Arthropoda, Insecta, Lepidoptera, Tortricidae. Gene Ontology annotation, molecular function: oxidoreductase activity, acting on paired donors, with incorporation or reduction of molecular oxygen; iron ion binding; heme binding. The record is from RefSeq and is a predicted model, not a curated record.
CCCUACAGCUAUCGAAGUAGUGACUAAAGCUUGCUUAGAUAAAGACGAGACCACACUAAGGUGUACGAGGAUGGUCAUAGGCAACGGAUUAAUUUUUGCUCCAGUAAACAUUUGGCACCGUCGUCGCAAAAUUAUGGCACCUUUCUUUAACCUAAAGAACCUGCACCACAUAGUACCUUUGUUCAACGAAAAGAGUUCCAUUAUGGUCGAUCUGAUGCGCGCCGAAGUCGGAGCCGGAGAAUUCCCUAUCUGGAAAUACAUGACGACCUACUCUUUUGACACGGUUUGCGAAACCGCAGGGGGGCAUAAAAUGAAUUCUCAAGAGAACCCAGCCGACCGCAUCUUUCUCGACUCGAUAAACGAAGUAGCAGAAAUGGUGACGAAGCGCGUGCUACUACCGUGGCUUCACUCCGACUUCAUCUACAAGAAACUGCCUGAGUACAAGAAGUUUUUAUUUCAUAAGCAUCGGGCUUAUGAUUAUAUAGAUGAGAUUAUACAAGAGAAACGCAAGCAAUUUGCAACUGACGGGUUAAAAUACAAAAACAACAAUAGCAACGGUUUGAUAAAUUUUCUUGAGACGAUAAUACAAACUUCCGGUGGACUGGAGAAAGGAUAUUCGGACAUAGAAAUUCGCGAAGAGAUCAUCGUCAUGGCCGUAGCCGGGAAUGAUACGUCUGCCGUGGGCGCUUCGUUUACCGCCGUCUUGCUGUCCCGAUAUCCUGAUGUGCAAGCCAAAGUGCACCAAGAACUGCAAGAAGUAUUCGGAGACUCUGACCGUGCGGUGACUCCAGAAGACUUGCCCCGGCUGAAGUACCUGGAGGCUGUUAUCAAGGAGAGCUUGCGCCUGUACCCACCGGUGCCGAUAGUGGCGAGGGAAGUCCGUAACGAUGUUGCGCUACCAUCAGGCAUAACCUUGGUAGACGGGACGUCCAUCCUGAUCCACAUCUGGGGCACGCACCGCGACCCGUCGUACUGGGGCGCGGACGCCGAGCUGUUCCGUCCGGAGCGGUUCCUUGAGGGCCCGCUGCGGCACCCUGCGAUGUUCAUACCCUUCAGCUACUCUAUCAGGGGAUGCAUUGGUGCUACCUACGCGAUGCUGUCCGCCAAGACGGCGCUGGCCAAUCUGCUCCGACGCUACCGGCUGCUGCCACCGGCCGGCGCACGCGCAGAGGACCUGACGCGCCCGCUGCCCGUCAAGUACAACAUCAUGAUGAAGGCCUCGGAUGACUUCCUUAUAAGAGUCGAAGAGAGGAAAAAAUAGAAUAUGAACGUUUUACAGUUUUUACCAGAGUUCACGAGGAGCCGAUAUCGCACGCACAGUAUCUCUACCUACUCAGUUACCGGAUUCGAGCCAUGUACGAUUCACAAACAUCAACUGGAAUGUACCCUGGCUAGCCACGGAAAAUGUCAACGAUUUCAAGAGCAAACUAAGUAAACUAACUAGACAAGUUUCGGUUUGCUAGCUGUCUACUCUCUGUCUAUCAGACUCGAGUUCCGAAUGUGUUCAUGUCGCUCGUAAACACGAGGAAAUUGAGUCACUGCGCCUUUUCCUCUGCCUUUCUUGCAACUCUUUUAUACAUAUGUAUAAGAUGUAAGCUUUUAUUCAAGUUAUAUUAAUGUUUUAUUUAAGUGAAACGGUAAUUUUGGUCGGACCAGCUUUAAAAUCUGCAAAAGUUUUUCAAGUUACAAGUAAUAUUAACCAGUUCUCGAUGUCCGAUUGAGUCUAUAUUUUAUCUAAUCUCAUAAGUAUGUAGGUAGAAGUAGGUAGGUACAGAAUUAUACCUAUAGAUGGCAGAUGCGCGUUUUGUUAACAACGACAAUGUAAAAUAACUCAUCCCGUCUUUACUCAACAAUCUUUAAAAAAAAUUGAGCUCAAUGUGGGACUAGGUCUAUGUGUGUUGUGAGCAUAUAUAUUUAAAAAAAAUUCUCAGUUCAACCACCUUAAAAAAUAUCUGUUUCGCCCUAUGGGACUGAUAGAGAAUGCAUUAAUACCUCAAGUCCGCCAUUUGUACUUAUUUUUAUUUUGGAAUAAAGUUUUAAUAAAU